AAGAAAACAGUUAUUCACAAUAUCUAGCCGAGAGCCGUGCACAGCUUUCAGUUAGUUUUGGUCGAUUAACUUUCAAUAUCGCAUCGAAUUGCGCUGUUACAAGUAUAACACAAACGCUUGAAAUUUAGUCAAAAGUUGAGUGAGUGGAAGAAUGGCCAAGUUUAUGUUAAUUUGUUACGUCAUACUCUUAUUUGCCGGUGUUAUAAACAGUGAAAUAAUAGCCUUUGAAAACUGUGAAGAUUCCGACGACUCUGUUUGCGAAGUCAAAGAAGUCAGAGUUGAGCCGUGCAAAGAAGCUAAGAGUAAAAAACCAUGUAAAUUUAAAAGUGGCACGAACGCCACUAUUGAAUUUGACUACGUUUGUCACUUCGACACUGAUAAGCUUUUGAAUCAAGCUUAUUCGGUCACAUCUUUGCUAGAUUUACCCCUAAUUGGAAUGGACAGAGAUGGCUGUAAAUCUGCUCAAUGUCCGAUGAAAAGUGGAGAUACUGGAGUUUACAAACAUCAGCUUCAUAUUUCACCUGCAUUUCCUUUAUUAAAUUAUAAUGUGAAAUGGAGACUGUGGGACGCGCACGAUGGGAAAAAGGGAUGCUGUUUCACUUUUAAAAUAAAACUUGUAAGAUAGUGUAGUGUAUAACUUUUGGCUUUAAAUAAAGCAGACAGAUUUUCGUA
This is a messenger RNA of Tribolium castaneum (red flour beetle), 672 nucleotides long. Its product is annotated as MD-2-related lipid-recognition protein-like. Lineage: Eukaryota; Metazoa; Arthropoda; Insecta; Coleoptera; Tenebrionidae. The coding region runs from base 152 to 625 and encodes 157 amino acids. The transcript has 3 exons. The record is from RefSeq and is a predicted model, not a curated record. Gene Ontology annotation, molecular function: sterol binding. Gene Ontology annotation, biological process: sterol transport.